Mobula hypostoma (lesser devil ray) is the source of this 2606-nucleotide messenger RNA. It is a transcript of the gene plk2b, whose product is annotated as polo-like kinase 2b (Drosophila). The record is from RefSeq and is a predicted model, not a curated record. The transcript has 15 exons. Gene Ontology annotation, cellular component: spindle pole; nucleus; cytoplasm. Lineage: Eukaryota; Metazoa; Chordata; Chondrichthyes; Myliobatiformes; Myliobatidae. Gene Ontology annotation, molecular function: ATP binding; protein serine/threonine kinase activity; protein binding. Bases 46 to 2040 code for a protein of 664 amino acids. Gene Ontology annotation, biological process: mitotic spindle organization; protein phosphorylation.
UCAGUUCAGUCUGAGUCGGGCUGAGGGUGUGCGGUGAUUGUAGCGAUGGAUUUAUUGAGGACUAUCACUUACCAGCAAAACUCAAAGAUGUGCGACCAGCCACUCGGCAGAUCCGCAGAUCACUGCUUCAACAAAAGACAGGAAGAUUUGACAUGCACCAGUACGGAGUUGUCCCGGAUUAUAACUGAUCCUGCUACUGGCAAAUGUUACUGUAGAGGCAAAGUGCUGGGAAAGGGAGGUUUUGCCAAGUGCUACGAGAUGACGGACCUGACCACGAACAUCGUCUAUGCUGCAAAAAUCAUCCCACACACUAGAGUAGCCAAACCCCAUCAGAGAGAAAAGAUUGAUCGCGAAAUUGAGCUGCACCGAACGCUUCACCACAAGCAUAUCGUUCACUUUUACCAUCACUUUGAAGAUAAAGAAAACAUUUACAUCUUAUUGGAACACUGCAGCCGAAGAUCGAUGGCUCACGUGCUAAAAGCUCGGAAAGUGCUGACAGAACCAGAAGUACGAUACUACCUCCGACAGAUAGUCUCAGGGCUAAAGUGUCUACAUGAACAAGGAAUUCUACACAGAGACCUCAAGCUAGGUAACUUUUUCAUUAAUGAGUCCAUGGAACUGAAAAUAGGAGAUUUUGGGUUAGCAGCAAAGCUGGAACCUGUGGAGCAGAGAAGCAGAACUAUCUGCGGCACACCAAAUUACUUGUCUCCUGAAGUUCUCAACAAACAAGGACAUGGCUGUGAAUCCGAUAUUUGGGCAUUGGGCUGUGUAAUGUAUACAAUGCUGUUGGGGCGGCCCCCAUUUGAAACGACCAACCUAAAAGAAACUUACAGAUGUAUUAAGGAAGCUAGAUACACAAUGCCGUCAUCAUUGUCGAUAUCUGCGAGACAGUUGAUAGCCAGUAUGCUAGCAAAAAAUCCAGAAGAUCGACCCAGUCUAGAUGACAUAUUGCAUUAUGAUUUCCUUACUCAGGGGUUUACGCCCGAGAGACUGUCAGAAUCCUGCUGUCAUUAUGCGCCAGACUUUCACCUGUCCAGUCCUGCCAAGAACUUUUUCAAGAAGGCAGCUGCAGCCCUGUUUGGUGGGAAGAAGGAUAAGGCCAAGUUCUUGGAUAAUCACAACAAACUGGGAAAAGAUGACGUGGAUGAUAUUUACAAGCUGAAGAAUGACUUAAAGAAGAUGUCCUUAAGUAAGCAACUGAACAGAAGUCGGUCAGAUGAGGAGUCAAAAUUGACUGGCAAGCCACCAGUUACCCACAUUAAACCUGAGAGCCCCUUGCCAAUGAAGGAUAAUGAACAGCAAAUCAGAGAUUCAAUAAGGAUGAUAGUAAGAGGAACAUUGGGAAGCUGCAGUAGCAGCAGUGAAUCACUCGAAGACAGUACCAUGGGAAGUGUGGCUGACACAGUUACAAGAGUAUUAAAGGGCUGCUUGGAAAAUAUGCCAGAAGGAGACAACUUUCCAAAAGAGCAGUUGAGCUUCUCCUUCCAAUGGGUCACCAAAUGGGUGGAUUAUUCUAAUAAGUAUGGCUUUGGGUAUCAGUUGUCUGAUCGCACAGUUGGCGUCCUCUUCAAUAAUGGAACCCACAUGAGCUUGUUGGCAGAUAAAAAAACAAUCCACUACUAUGCAGAGCUGGGCCAAUGUUCUGUCUUCUCAACAGUUGAUAUCCCUGAGAAGUUUGUUAGUCAGAUGACUAUUCUGAAAUAUUUUGCACACUACAUGGAAGAAAAUCUAAUGGAGGGUGGUGAUCUGCCUAGUUCUGUGGAUGCCCAGAAAUCUAGAUUGUGUCUCCUUCAGUGGCUGAAGUCAGACCGUGCACUGAUGAUGCUCUUUAGUGAUGGCACAUUCCAGGUGAAUUUUUAUCAUGAUCAUACAAAAAUUAUUAUUUGCAAUCACAAUGAGGAAUACCUACUUACUUACAUCAAUGAAGAUAGAGUUUCUGCUACAUUCAAGCUAUCAACACUGCUGAUGUCUGGAUGUUCACAAGAACUUCGUACCAGAAUGGAAUAUGCGUUGAAUAUGGUGCAACAAAGAUUUAAUUAAAGCUGGAACUGAGCAACCUGGCGAUGCCUUCCUUCAGUUUUGGAAGUGCCCCAAGCUGACCGUGUGCCAGAUGGUACGAGGGACCUGAACUUUGGCGUACUGGGCUGGUACCAGACAGGUGCAUUUUACAAUCCUGCUUCAUUGGACUGACAUUCAAUGGACGACUACCUGAAAUGUGGCAGUGGCCUGAGGAACUUCAGUACUUUUUGCAUUGAGGACAAUGCAGUGCAACAGUGUUGCAGCAGAGCAAGGUCAUGAGUUGAGACUUGGAGCAAGAGGAAAGUGUGUGGCAAGUGAGGCUGAGAAAGUAUUAAAGUAAUUGGGAUUUGCAAGUUGUAAAGAGACCUUUUUUUUAACCACAGCUUGUGCUGUUGAGUGCAACCAGACUUGAGUGCUUGGAAGAGAACUGACAAUCCAAACACUUGUUGUACCACAUCUUGUGGCUGGACAAUUCAUUCCAUAAUUUAUUCUGCACUGAAUAUUUAUUAUUUAUUGAAGUAUCACUGAUUCACACUUCUGAAAUGUUGAAAUGCUGAGCAAGAUAUGAUAAAUAUGAAUAAAGGUUC